Canis lupus familiaris (dog) is the source of this 1287-nucleotide messenger RNA. RefSeq names its product DExD-box helicase 39B (gene DDX39B). Lineage: Eukaryota; Metazoa; Chordata; Mammalia; Carnivora; Canidae. Gene Ontology annotation, molecular function: ATP binding; RNA helicase activity; RNA binding. The record is from RefSeq and is marked provisional. Gene Ontology annotation, biological process: mRNA splicing, via spliceosome; mRNA export from nucleus. The transcript has 10 exons. Bases 1 to 1287 code for a protein of 428 amino acids.
AUGGCAGAAAAUGAUGUGGACAAUGAACUCUUGGACUAUGAAGAAGAUGAAGUAGAGACAGCAGCUGGGGGAGACGGGUCUGAGGCCCCUGCCAAGAAGGAUGUCAAGGGUUCCUACGUCUCCAUCCACAGCUCUGGCUUUCGUGACUUCCUGCUGAAGCCAGAGUUGCUCCGGGCCAUUGUUGACUGUGGCUUUGAACAUCCAUCAGAAGUCCAGCAUGAGUGCAUCCCUCAGGCCAUUCUGGGAAUGGAUGUCCUAUGCCAGGCCAAGUCAGGGAUGGGAAAGACAGCAGUGUUUGUGCUGGCCACACUACAACAGUUGGAGCCAGUUACUGGACAGGUGUCUGUGCUGGUGAUGUGUCACACCCGGGAGUUGGCAUUUCAGAUCAGCAAGGAGUAUGAGCGCUUCUCUAAAUACAUGCCCAAUGUCAAGGUCGCGGUGUUUUUUGGUGGUCUGUCUAUCAAGAAGGAUGAAGAGGUGCUGAAGAAGAAUUGCCCGCAUAUUGUUGUGGGGACCCCUGGCCGCAUCCUCGCCCUGGCUCGAAAUAAGAGCCUCAAUCUCAAACACAUUAAACACUUUAUCUUGGAUGAAUGUGAUAAGAUGCUUGAACAGCUCGACAUGCGUCGGGAUGUCCAGGAAAUUUUUCGCAUGACCCCCCAUGAGAAGCAGGUCAUGAUGUUCAGUGCUACCUUGAGCAAAGAGAUCCGUCCUGUCUGCCGCAAGUUCAUGCAAGACCCAAUGGAGAUCUUCGUGGAUGAUGAGACGAAGCUGACGCUGCAUGGGUUGCAGCAGUACUACGUGAAACUGAAGGACAACGAGAAGAACCGGAAGCUCUUUGACCUUCUCGAUGUCCUUGAGUUCAAUCAGGUGGUGAUCUUUGUGAAGUCUGUGCAGCGUUGCAUUGCCCUCGCCCAGCUGCUGGUAGAGCAGAACUUCCCAGCCAUUGCCAUCCACCGAGGGAUGCCCCAGGAGGAGAGGCUUUCUCGGUAUCAGCAGUUUAAAGAUUUUCAACGACGAAUUCUUGUGGCUACCAACCUAUUUGGCCGAGGCAUGGACAUUGAGCGGGUGAACAUUGCCUUCAACUAUGACAUGCCUGAGGAUUCUGACACUUACCUGCAUCGGGUGGCCCGAGCAGGCCGGUUUGGCACCAAGGGCUUGGCCAUCACAUUUGUAUCAGAUGAAAAUGAUGCCAAGAUCCUCAAUGAUGUGCAGGAUCGCUUUGAAGUCAAUAUUAGUGAGCUGCCAGAUGAGAUAGACAUUUCCUCUUACAUUGAACAGACGCGGUAG